Molecule: messenger RNA, 1608 nt
Organism: Penicillium riverlandense
Lineage: Eukaryota; Fungi; Ascomycota; Eurotiomycetes; Eurotiales; Aspergillaceae
Product: fungal specific transcription factor domain-containing protein
Exons: 3
Coding region: 1-1608 (535 amino acids)
Biological process (GO): DNA-templated transcription
Cellular component (GO): nucleus
Molecular function (GO): DNA binding; zinc ion binding
Source: RefSeq, a predicted model, not a curated record
AUGGAUUCCCUUGUGAAUAUCAGCCAACUCAGCAAACCCCAGGACUUCGGGCUGGAGCUAUUAGAACGAGAGUUUCGGGCUUUCAAGGAAGAGAUAACUUCUAUGAGUCCUGAGACGAUUGCUGAAAAGCCCAAGUCAGUGAGCCGUGGCGAAACGACGCAGGGCCGACAGGAGUCCUUUUCCGCAGAUGGGUGCUCAGAGAUCUUCCUGCAACGUAAUAUCGCUACCUAUUGUGCUAUCUGGUUUGAUCAAUAUCAUUCCUGGUUUCCAAUCCUACAUCAGCCCACCGUUUUGGAGACAUGUCAGCAAUACACGGAUUGUCCGACUGCACUGGUUCCCGUUGUUCUCAAAGCGAUUUUCGCUGUCAUAUUCCCGACCCAGGUGGCGCAUAUUAGCGAUACCCAGCUACAUAAAUGGACACACGAUCUCGAGGAUGAUAUCACCCUAGUAUCCUUUCACAAUUUAUCUCUUCAAUCCCUCCAGGCCCUUCUAAUCCUUACAAUACCGGUCUUUGGCUCAGGCAGAAUGGCUGAAUUCUACAAUCUUAUGGCCCUCUGCAAACGUACACAGUUAGGCCUGGGAGAUCUGGUCAAUUAUCACUGUACAAACUUCUGUAUCGCCUCUGCAAUACCGCCACGAAUGCUUUUUCCACCCCUGACUGCCGUGGAGCGCGAGGAGAAGAUCCGAGCUUUUUGGACAACAGAGGCACUUGACUCUAUCUCUACUCUGGGCGCAGCAUGGAACCUAUCUGUAUCUCGUCACGAACCUGCUGCGACUGCGCCUUGCGAUGAGGAAAUAUGGCAGUAUCCCGAGUCGGUUCUUGCUACGUACUUCUUUGGAAACACGAAUGCGCCGUCUUCCUUCUCCUUGUUCGUCAGCCUGGCGACGAAUGAGCUCUGGCAAGUUCAUCACUUCCUGCAGGAGUCUUACAGUUCCAAAGCUUCAAUUAAUUUCCAACAAAGAAAAGAGGACUGCGACGCUGUUUAUCAACGCCUUAUGUCCUGGUUAACCGACUUCGAGGGCAUUCUAUCGAUCAGCUCACCCCCUUAUAUUGACCUCUUUUCUGAGGGUUCAGGUCAGCAUCCGAACAGUCUACUCAUUCGCUGCACCAUUCACAGUGCCGUCAUUUCUCUAUAUCAGCGGUUCAUAUUUCCGGCUGAUGGUGCCUCAGAUAGCGGCGUUUCUUGGAUCUGUGCUGCUGAUCGGUGCCUCGAAAGCUGUGAUAAGAUGGUUGUUAUCGUACGUGCCAUAAGCGAUGGCAUUCUUGAAACCAUAAAUCCACACAUCAUAUUUUGCGUUUUCGUCGCUGCUCGCUUUUAUGUCAUUUACUCCCGAGCUUCGAAUUUGGUCGUGCCCGACAAACUUUACCUUCUUGUUUACGCGCUAACAGUAGCUGGAAAACGCUGGGCGUUGGCCAAACAGCUCAAAAAGGUUCUUGACGCUGCAACGACUGAGAGCAGGUCAAGAUCAACUGGAGGUCAUCCCCUCCCAGCCGAAUUCUAUGACCUACAAUACCUAUCCUGGGAUAUCCACGAUGCCUUGAGACAGUGGGAGCAGAUGGAGGAGGCUGUAUGGACGCAGGCGGUAGUCAGUCCAUCUCGUGGAUGA